AAGGCGCGUGGGUGUCUCUGGCAUGUUGACAGACAGCCUCCUACCCUACCUAGCUGGAUCUGUGACUCCAGUUUUCACAGGCCUGCUAGGGUAUGAGGUGUUCCUUCUCAGCUUCCACAUCUGGGACUAUGAGGUUGGUCUAGAGACCUAGGAACUUGGGUCAGCCCGAGUAGCUGAUGCUUUCCUCUGUGAUGGGCCGGUGUUGGAGAAGCAGCAGGAGAUGGCAGAGCAGGCUAGAGCUGGGCUUUCUUAGUUUCUCAGCCUGCUUCCCUGAGGGGAUACAACUCUAGGAAGAAAGAGAAGUUGGCCAUGGGCAUGGCUGUCCCUUUCAGUAUAGUGUUGAGGUGGCUAGGGGCUUUUGCCCUGAUUUUCAGUUAAUGGAAAUGACUUAGCAUAUGCUCUGUCCCUUGCCCUCUUGGGUCUCUGGAAUGUGAGCCAGUUCUGGAAUCCACCCCAUGGAAGGGGUGGUUCCCAUUGUAGCCCAGCCCCUUCCUGGUCCAGGGCAUCAUAUACCUGAGUGCUUUGAAAUCAGAGCUAUUGUGGGUCCAAGACUGCAGUUCAUCUUGAGCCAUCUUAGGCCCUCAGUCUGGACUGAAUCUCACUGACUCGGGACAUUUUAUUCACAGCCCAGGUAAGUCCAAGGGGCUUGGCUGAGCCAGAGACUGCAUGGAAAUAGAAUCUUUCCAGCCUUGCAAUGACAUCACUGUCUCCAUACACACUGGAGAAACACGGGAGUGUGUCAGGAUGCAGGCCAAUCCUGGGUGCCAGAUCUAGUUGGUUACAGACAUGCUGUGACUUGGUAUUGGUUGGUGUUACUCUGGGACAUUCCUGUCUCGAGGUUUUCUGCUUUUGUCAUGGGUUGGCCCUGGGCCCCGCUGACAGCAGUUUGGGCACUGGGGAUCAUGGGAGCCACAGCGCUGCGGAUUGGAGCCUUCAAUGUUCAGAGCUUUGGAGACAACAAAGUGUCAGAUCCAGACUGUGGCAGUGUCAUAGCACAGAUCCUGGCCGGCUAUGAUAUCGCCCUGGUGCAAGAGGUACGAGACCCAGACCUAAGUGCAGUGUCCUUGCUCAUGGAGCAAAUUAACAGAGUGUCCAAGCACGAGUAUGGCUUUGUGAGCAGCAAGCCACUCGGACGUGACCAGUACAAGGAAAUGUACCUGUUUGUCUACAGGAAAGAUGUAGCGUCAGUGGUGAGCACGUACCAGUACCCAGACCCAGAGGAUGCUUUCAGCCGGGAGCCUUUUGUGGUCAAAUUCUCAGUUCCUAGCUGUGCCGCCAAGGAGCUGGUGCUGAUCCCCCUCCAUGCAGCGCCACACCAGGCGGUGGCAGAGAUCGAUGCGCUCUACGAUGUGUACCUUGAUGUCAUUGACAAGUGGAACACCGAUGACAUGCUGUUUCUGGGUGACUUUAAUGCCGACUGCAAGUACGUGAAGGAGCAUGACUGGCCAUCGAUCCGCCUUCGAAGCAGUGAGGUGUUUAAAUGGCUCAUCCCAGACAGUGUGGACACCACAGUGGGCAACUCAGAUUGUGCCUAUGACCGGAUUGUAGUGAGUGGCGCCCAUCUGCGCAGGAGCCUGAAGCCCCACUCAGCCUCAGUUCACAACUUUCAGGAGGAAUUUGACCUAGAUCAGACCCAGGCUCUUGCCAUCAGUGACCAUUUUCCUGUGGAAGUGACUUUCAAGCCUCACUGACAGCCAAGGCCUCAGGAUAUGCCACCUGCAGACUAUUACCACAAGGAAUGGCACCACAGUGAAUCAUUCAGGUGGCAGGCCACCCACCCACUGAGGACACAGGGUAGGAUCAGCUGGCGUGGACAAUGGCUGUGAACACAUUACAGGAUUCCUUAAAGCUCCCAUUUCCUCAUCUGCAAGGUGAACUAACAUCACCUACCUCAUCGGGCUGCUGUGAGGAGAACCGAGCAGCGCCAGGCACAUAGCUGCAUGCUUAAUAAACAAGCCGCUCUUGGCCAGGACUACCCACAGGUUGGAUGGGGCCUCUGUGCUUUCUGAGACCUCUGUAUCGAGGCUGCAGAGCCUGGUCUUACUGUCCAGUAGGUCUGUUUCCAUUGUUGUUGUUGUUCACUUCUCAGCCUGGAGGUGCUGGCUCCUCCACACCAUGCCAGCUCCCUAUCCUUACUGCCUUUGUGCAAACUUCAAAUGCUUGCAUGAAUCAUCACCCAGUCACC
This is a messenger RNA of Mus caroli (Ryukyu mouse), 2185 nucleotides long. RefSeq names its product deoxyribonuclease 1 like 2 (gene Dnase1l2). The record is from RefSeq and is a predicted model, not a curated record. Gene Ontology annotation, molecular function: DNA binding; deoxyribonuclease I activity. Gene Ontology annotation, cellular component: nucleus. Lineage: Eukaryota; Metazoa; Chordata; Mammalia; Rodentia; Muridae. Gene Ontology annotation, biological process: DNA catabolic process.